CUAUAUAUAUAUAUAAGUCACAGAACAGCACAAACACUUAUAAUACAUUUGAAGAAAUGAAUUCUCUUCCUUGGCUCAGUCUUUUCUGCUUCUGUCUUUCUAUUUUUCCUCUUUUAGCUUCUUCUACUUUGCUCUUUCAGGGAUUCAACUGGGAGUCAAGUAACAAAGGAGGAUGGUACAACUCUUUGAAGAACCUCAUUCCUGACCUAGCAAAUGCUGGAAUUACACAUGUUUGGCUUCCUCCUCCAUCUCAAAGUGUUGGUCCUCAAGGAUAUCUUCCAGGAAGACUUUAUGAUCUUGAUGCAUCAAAAUACGGUUCAAAAGAUGACCUAAAGUCACUAAUUGCAGCUUUCAAAGAUAAAGGAAUCAAUUGUCUAGCUGACAUAGUGAUCAACCAUAGAACAGCAGAAAGAAAAGAUGAUAGAGGCAUCUAUUGCCUCUUUGAAGGUGGGACUCCUGAUUCAAAACUUGAUUGGGGCCCAUCUUUCAUUUGCAAAGAUGACACUGCUUAUUCAGAUGGCACUGGAAACCUCGAUAGUGGAGAGGGCUAUCAAGCUGCACCUGACAUUGAUCAUCUCAAUCCUCAAGUACAAAAAGAGUUAUCUGAAUGGAUGAAUUGGCUCAAAACUGAAAUUGGAUUUUCUGGUUGGAGAUUUGAUUUUGUCAAAGGUUAUGCGCCUAGCAUAACAAAAAUUUAUAUGGAAAAUACUUCGCCAGAUUUUGCCGUGGGAGAAUAUUGGAAUUCGCUUUCUUACGGACAAGAUGGAAAACUCAACUAUAAUCAAGAUGCAGCUAGAGGUGAACUUGUUAACUGGGUUGAAAAUGGUGGCGGCGUUGUUAAUGCAUUUGAUUUUACUACCAAAGGUAUUCUUCAAGCUGCUGUACAAGGGGAACUUUGGAGGUUGAAAGAUUCAAAUGGAAAACCACCUGGUUUGAUUGGUAUAAAACCAGAAAAUGGUGCAACAUUUAUUGAUAACCAUGAUACAGGUUCAACUCAGAAACUUUGGCCAUUUCCUUCUGACAAAGUCAUGCAGGGUUAUGCUUACAUUCUAACACAUCCUGGAACACCAUCAAUAUUCUAUGACCACUUCUUUGAUUGGGGACUGAAGGAUCAGAUAGCAAAAUUGACUGCAAUUAGACAGAGGAAUGGGAUCAACAUGAAAAGCACAGUGAACAUUCUAGCAGCUGAUGCUGACCUAUAUGUAGCAAAGAUAGACAACAAGAUUAUUGUAAAGAUAGGACCAAGGAUGGACCUUGGAAAUCUUAUUCCCUCUAAUUUCCAUGUUGCUACAUCUGGCCAAGACUAUGCCGUGUGGGAGUGACUUGAGUGCAAUAAAUAAUAUGCGGUGUUCGUUGUAAAUUAUAUAAAAUUUGUUUAACAUGUGCAAUAUUGUAUAUGUUAAAGCAACUGUAUUGUUAUGUCCCAAAAGACAAAGAAUCUGUUUCUAAAAUCUGUUCACUAUUAAUAAUAUUAUUAUUUCAAGAAUUUAAUUACCAUA
This is a messenger RNA of Medicago truncatula (barrel medic), 1499 nucleotides long. Its product is annotated as alpha-amylase. Gene Ontology annotation, molecular function: alpha-amylase activity; calcium ion binding. The transcript is spliced from 4 exons. The coding region runs from base 57 to 1322 and encodes 421 amino acids. Gene Ontology annotation, biological process: carbohydrate metabolic process. The record is from RefSeq and is a predicted model, not a curated record. NCBI's taxonomy places the organism in Eukaryota, Viridiplantae, Streptophyta, Magnoliopsida, Fabales, Fabaceae.